This is a messenger RNA of Cheilinus undulatus (humphead wrasse), 10730 nucleotides long. RefSeq names its product glutamate receptor, ionotropic, N-methyl D-aspartate 1b (gene grin1b). NCBI's taxonomy places the organism in Eukaryota, Metazoa, Chordata, Actinopteri, Labriformes, Labridae. Gene Ontology annotation, cellular component: synapse; plasma membrane; neuron projection. The transcript is spliced from 22 exons. The record is from RefSeq and is a predicted model, not a curated record. Gene Ontology annotation, biological process: chemical synaptic transmission; monoatomic ion transport; ionotropic glutamate receptor signaling pathway. Gene Ontology annotation, molecular function: NMDA glutamate receptor activity. The coding region runs from base 594 to 3419 and encodes 941 amino acids.
UCAACCGACUGAUACAGAAUACCCGAUCGAUAUUUGAAAGAAAAACUGAUGAAUUCACCAGGAAAGAGAAGAAAAACAACAUAUGAAGGACAUUUAAUGUGUUCAAUGAAAUGAAAUGAUGAGGACACGGUGAAUCAACAGGACGCGGCGCGAGGAGGUAUCAACAAUGUCAGCGGCGUUUGUCGAUUAAACUGAAUGGAAAACAACAUUUAAUCGAUAAAAUAAGCAACACACCAAAGGAUUUAGACCUACGGCAAGAUUCUGUGUUGGUAUCGAACAAAAACUACGCGAUAACUCGGAUUUUCACUGGUUUUAAAUUUCCUUUAUUAUUGAAAAAAAAAAAAGAAACAACACCUUUUAACCUGAAAGACCCGAGUCACCGAACAGAACCACAGAGGAACAAGCUAACGUUACCGAGCUGGUGCUGUUAAUACAGGGAGGAAACACCGUGAUUUGAAUAAAUCACAGACGGUGAAAUCAACAGGAGACCGCCUGAACGACGCAGUUUUGUAACGGAAUUCAAAGCUGAGAGAAAAUAUCGGUUUUGAUUUGACAAUCUCCAGGAGGAAAAAGAACCAAAACCAGCUAAUGAAAUGGAGCUCCGAGGCGUGCUGCUCCUCACCGUCCUGCAGUUCUGUUCAGUCGCUCGAUGUGGCUGCGAGCCUCGGCUGGUGAACAUCGGUGCCGUGCUGAGUCAGAAACGCUACGAGCAGGUGUUCAAGGAUGCAGUGAGCCAGGCCAACACUCUCUAUGGAAAAGAGAAGUUCAAGAUGAACGCCAUCUCCGUCACACACAAACCCAACGCCAUCCAGAUGGCUCUCUCUGUCUGCGAGGAUCUCAUCUCUAAUCAGGUUUAUGCGAUCUUGGUCAGCCACCCUCCUCAGUCCAAUGACCACCUGACUCCCACACCUGUGUCCUACACAGCUGGUUUCUACCGGAUCCCUGUCAUCGGCCUUACAACACGAAUGUCCAUCUACUCUGACAAGAGCAUCCAUCUGUCUUUCCUGAGGACAGUGCCUCCAUAUUCCCACCAGGCUCAUGUCUGGUUUGACCUGAUGAGAGAGUUCAGGUGGAACCACAUCAUCCUGAUCGUCAGUGAUGACCACGAAGGCCGAGCUGCUCAGAAGAGGCUGGAGACGCUGCUGGAGGAGAGAGAGACCAAGACUAAAAACAGGAACUAUGAAAACAUCGACCAACAGAACUUUGACUUCAGGAGAACACCCAAGGCGGAGAAGGUGCUGCUCUUUAGCCAGGACACCAACCUGACGUCUCUGCUGCUGGAGGCCAAAGACCUGGAGGCUCGAGUCAUCAUCCUCUCAGCUAGUGAGGAUGAAGCUGCAGCUGUGUACAAAGCUGCCCGUCAGCUCAACAUGACCGGCUCUGGUUAUGUCUGGUUGGUCGGAGAGAGAGAGAUGACAGGCAAAGCUCUAAGUGAAGCCCCAGAUGGCCUGCUUGGCCUCCAGCUAAUUAACGGUAAAAACGAGUCGGCGCACAUUGCGGAUGCCGUGGCGGUGGUGGCUCAGUCCCUGCAGGAGCUGUUCGAGAAGGAGAACAUCACCGAGCCGCCGCGGGGCUGCGUGGGAAACACCAACAUCUGGAGGACCGGGCCACUCUUCAAACGGGUGCUCAUGGCAUCCAAGUACCCUGACGGUCUGACGGGACGGAUUGAGUUUAACGAUGAUGGCGACCGCCGCUUCGCUACGUACAGCAUCUUGAACUACCAACAGAAACCAGGUCGCCUCAUCCAGGUCGGAGUCUUCAACGGAUCACAGGUUGUGAUGAACCCUCAGAGGAAAAUCAUUUGGCCUGGAGGAGAAACAGAGAAACCAGUUGGAUACCAGAUGUCAACUAAGCUGAAGAUUGUGACCAUCCAUCAAGAGCCUUUCGUAUACGUGAAGCCAACAAAGACUGACGGGACGUGUAAAGAGGAGUACACUGUUAAUGGAGUCUUAAUCAAGAAGGUUAUCUGUACUGGACCCAAUGGGACCAUUCCAGGUCAGCCCAUUGUCCCUCAAUGUUGCUAUGGUUUCUGCAUCGACCUGCUCAUCAAACUGGCGAUGAGCAUGAACUUCACCUAUGAGGUUCAUCUGGUAGCUGAUGGAAAAUUUGGCACGCAGGAGCGAGUGAACAACAGCAAUAAGAAGGAGUGGAACGGCAUGAUGGGAGAGCUGCUGGGGGGUCUGGCUGACAUGAUCGUCGCUCCCCUUACCAUUAACAAUGAGCGUGCUCAGUACAUCGAGUUCUCCAAACCCUUUAAAUACCAGGGGCUAACCAUCCUCGUCAAAAAGGAAAUCCCUCGCAGCACCCUGGAUUCAUUCAUGCAGCCGUUCCAGAGCACACUGUGGCUUUUAGUCGGUCUGUCGGUCCACGUGGUGGCAGUGAUGCUUUACCUAUUAGACCGGUUCAGCCCGUUCGGAAGGUUUAAAGUGAAUAGUGAAGAAGAAGAAGAAGACGCCCUCACCCUGUCAUCGGCUAUGUGGUUCUCAUGGGGAGUACUACUGAACUCUGGGAUAGGAGAAGGAGCUCCCAGGAGUUUCUCAGCGAGGAUUCUUGGUAUGGUGUGGGCAGGUUUCGCUAUGAUCAUUGUAGCUUCAUAUACUGCUAACCUAGCAGCCUUCCUUGUGUUGGACCGGCCUGAGGAGCGCAUCACUGGCAUCAAUGACCCCAGGCUUCGGAAUCCAUCAGACAAGUUCAUCUACGCCACAGUGAAGCAGAGCUCGGUUGAUAUUUACUUCAGACGGCAAGUGGAGCUUAGCACUAUGUACCGGCACAUGGAGAAACAUAACUACGAGAGCGCUGCUGAGGCCAUCCAAGCUGUUAGAGACAAUAAGCUUCAUGCAUUUAUCUGGGACAGCGCUGUGCUGGAGUUCGAGGCAUCGCAGAAGUGUGAUUUAGUGACAACAGGAGAGCUUUUCUUCCGCUCUGGAUUCGGGAUUGGGAUGAGGAAAGACAGCCCAUGGAAACAAAAUGUUUCUUUAGCUAUUCUCAGCUCCCACGAGAAUGGCUUCAUGGAGGACUUGGACAAGACAUGGGUACGAUACCAGGAGUGUGACUCCAGGAGCAAUGCCCCUGCCACCCUUACCUUUGAGAACAUGGCAGGUGUGUUCAUGUUGGUAGCUGGUGGCAUCGUUGCGGGGAUAUUCCUCAUCUUCAUCGAGAUCGCUUACAAACGACACAAAGACGCCCGAAGGAAACAGAUGCAGCUCGCCUUCGCUGCUGUGAACGUCUGGAGGAAGAACCUUCAGGAUAGGAAAAGUGGUAGAGCAGAGCCCGAGCCCAAACUGAAAACCUCUUUUAGGUCCAUCACUUCGACCUCCGACCUCAAACGCCGUAGGGCCUCCGGGGACACAACGCCGUAUCCGACUGACAUCACCGGCCAGCUCAACUUAUCAGAUCCCUCCGUCAGCACUGUGGUCUGAGAAAGAGAGGGAGAGAACUUCACUGCUGCUGCUGAGCCUCACAUAGACAAACACUGACCCUCUGGACACACAAACAUGUUACACGCACAUACACCUUAUAUAAACAAACAUCAUGUAAACACACACAGAUGGACGAACUGAACCUCCUGUGAGACAGGAAGGAGCAAAUGAUGGUAACACGCUGUGCCAAUAUGCACACACUCACCCAUACACACACCCACUCAAACACACAAUCUGUUUUUUCAAAAACAACACACACUUUGCACUCACACACACACACACCCACACACACAUACCCGCCUUGCUCUGCUUGUAGCUGUCAGCCCCCUCCAGCCAGAGGGUCUUUUAUUUUGAAAGAACUUUUUCAAAUAUGUUGGUUGAUGUCAACGGCGUUGUACAGUUCUGUUUCCUCCUCAUCACUGAUUGAUCACACCCACUAAUCAAUCAUAACAAUUAGUUUUCUAAACUGGCCGAUCUCACCCAAAAAACUCGAACUCCUAAUAUCAAUGAUCUUUUCUCCGAGCAUAAACAAACUCAUUUGAUUGGUCAGGAACCUGUCGAUGAUCAGGAACUGAUGGAUGGAUUGGAAACCCACAGAUCAAUCUGGAACCCUGUCUGAAUUUCUUGAUCAAACAUUUGUGUCAAUCAGGAACUCGAUGAUUGACUGAGAACUUCUCGAUGUACCUUACACUCAGCGAUUGAUUAGUAAACAGUCAAUCAAGUAGGAACCUGACUGAUUGGGAACCUGUCCAUCUAUAAAGAACCUGCUGAUCGAUCCUGAUCAGGCUGUGAUAGGUAAGCUGAGCCUCUGGGACAGGAAGUACCCUUUACUUAUGAGUGUGGACCUGUUCUGGAUCACUGGAUCAGCCUGUAGGGAUCUGUCAUGGCUUGCUACAGCUAAGGCCCAUGGGUAAUGAAGUCUGUACAAACAUGCUGUGUGGAUUCUGUGGCCUGUCAUGAAGAAACCUGACAGUUUGGUCCAGUGAUUCAAGAAUCUACUGUCUUUGUGUGUUAAGCCUCCAACACCAGAACAAAGCGUCUGUAACUGACUGUCAUUUAGGUGUUUGCAGAUAGAAUGGCGCUUUGUUCUUUAAUACAUUGAUUUUGUGACGUUUCUUAUUACUUUUCUAGUGGGCCAAAUAACGAUCUAAAGGCUGAAUUACAACUGUGAUCUAUAACAAGUCAUUACAAAUUUAAGCAAAGCAAUUAGAUUUACAGUAAUUUGGUGAUUAGAUGUUUUCUGCAGUUAAAUGCCUUUUUAAGAAAGAAAUUAAAGUUGAGUGCCAAGAAUUUUUUUCAAACAUUCAAUAUAAAAUACCAUCUGUCUGGUUUAAAAUAGAUUCAGAGUUACCUCAAAAUCUAUUUUUGUGCUAACCACCAUCUAUAUGCCAGAGACCCUGGCCCAACAUUGACAAAAGAUUGAGUUUUUGUAGGUACUCCUAUCUGUAUUAAAGACUGACACAUACUGGUAUACUAAUCUGAUUUCCAGUAAAAUACAUUUAUUUUUUAACAUAUAGUUUAUGUAUUAUUAGAUCUCUUACCUUCACAGGGCCUACAAACCAGCUUACAGUUACAGGUCAUAUACAUUUGGUAUAAUAUUUCAAAUAUUCAGCCCCACUGGCUGCUUAAAAUUCACAGUUUGUAUCUGCAACAGAUCCUUCUUUAAAUUCCUGGAAGAAAAAUUGAAACAAAACAAAAAUUGCAGAAGCAGAUGGUACUCUGUUUCACCUUUAAUUGGAAAUGUAAACUAUGGAGCUAUCCAGGCUUUCCUUUUUUUAACUUUCAUAAUUAAAGUGAAAUUUUUCCUUCAAGUUUUUAAAAAGAUUUUAGAGUGAUAUAUACAUAUAUAACUCUAAAGUUUGUAUGUUUUUUUCAAAGUCCAUAUCUUCUGGAAAAAGUUUGUUCUUAUUGUAAAUAAUUUUAAGUUCUCAAAUUAACAUAACAAUUUAGAUCAUGACAGAAAAAAUGUCAUGAAAGGAGAUUUGAGCUAUAAUAAACAUACUUUGGGGCAGUUAUCAGUUCCAAUGAUGUCAACACCAGUGACCAACCCAAACAACUGUAACUAAAGCUGUAUGAAAUCUCUAAUGCAUUUAGUUCCACGUGAAUGUAAGUGAUAGUUUUGUGUUGAAGACUUUAGAAGAGGCUUUACACUUGAAGAAUAACUUGUAAAGCGCAGGCAAACACUUUCUGAACCAGAGGCUCCGCCCUCCAUCCUCCCUGACAGUUCAAGGGCAUACUGGGACAUGUAGACACCGCUCCACCUUCCACUGUGUCUCUGCUGAAGAUGUCAGUCUCUGUCUACCUCAACGACACUGUAACUCCCACCUGCCAGAAACUGAUGUCCUGUGAAAACCUCUUGACUCCUCGAAGGCCUUUGCACACAUGCCCGAUGGGGUUCGGAGGUUUUCACGCUGCAGAAGCAAUGUAGCUGCCGUCUUUAAAAGUUUAACUUGUCAUCACCAUUAAUGUUGUUCUUUAGAAAAACACACGUACAUGAAAAAACAAACAAGAGCCAAGCACCUCACUGAGAACCAAGAAACUUCAGGCUGAGUUAUUUUUGAAUAACUCAGGAUUAAUUAUAAGAACUACUCAAGUGUUACAACAGAUACUCACAAAUCCUACGUUCUGCCUUUUUUUUUUAAUCUUGCAGAGACACUAAAAUCCAUACAAGCCAUAAUCAUGAAAACUGAAGCAGAAACAUUAUAAAUAACUGUAAACUAGAAAAAAUGAUGAUUACUCUGGUUAGACAUGUAGUCACCAAUAAUACUAUUUUGAACACGACUUGGACUAUACAAGCAAAAACUCCCACUAAUACAUCAGCUAAUGCCAACAAGUGAAAGGUUACCUGAUAAUGACCAAGGCAAACAUAGCCAGUGCUAAUACUACUGAGCCAGCUAAAGCUAACUGUAAUGGGCUAUUUGCAAAGUUAAGCUUCACUUAGAAAAUUUCUUUGCAUUAAAAAAGACCAACUGAGCUAAUGCUAAUUAUGUGUGUGUAAAGUUGUUUCUUUAAGGAAAAAGGCCCACUGAAGUUGAAUGCACGUAAUGCUAAGAUGGCAGCAAGGGUGAGCAUGCACUUGUUAUAUUAUUUAUCUGGUUUUUUUUUUAUGAACAGCUGGCUAACACUAAUAAAAGCUGUUAGUUCUAUAACUAUGCUCAAUAUUUUAAUGACAUUGACCCCCGGGGAAUGACUAUGUAGCUAAUGCUACUGCUGUUUUAACAGCUUAAGCUAGCAGUAGUAGUGCUUUCCUUUAGCUCAACGUGGAAAACAGCAUUUAUACACAGUGAUAAGUCCAGUUGCCCCCCCUUUGGACUAAGCUUUGGAAGACCACCACAUUUAAUACUAAUACAAUAAAUCUUUUAAUCAUUUCUGAUGUUGUUUGGAAAGUUUUCCAUUUUCUACACAUUAAUAUUCAAUAAGCAUUCAUAAAUUUUAAAAUAUGAAGUCUUAUGACACAUUUUUACAUUUUCAACUAUUUAUCAGCAAAUUUCCAGAAGGACACCUGGCUCAAUGACUCAAAUACAAAGAAAGUACAAACCUUAAGUUUUUGAAAAAAAGAUCAAGCUUAUACAAAAAGUUGUAAAAACUGCAGUUUCUCAGUUUUUCACUUGAGGCAGGCUGCAGAAACACUGCAGUCACGUACAGAUCCCAUGUUGAAAUGCUUAUUUCUACAGCAGGAAUAAACCUGUUAGCCUGAUUCAAACAACCAUUUUGGGUGGAAUACCUCAUGCUUUUGCAGACACGCUACGUUGAGGUUGAAUUUUUAUUUUUAUAACUCAUGCAUUUUAUUUUAAGGAGGAUGUGAGUUAUGCAUAAAUAGGGGUGACUGUGCUGAAAAUCAGCACAGUGUAGCUGUUAGCCAGGAGGCUUAAGGCCUGCCUCAGCUCCAGAUCUUUGUUUCUAGGUUGACUGAAAGUUAGGCUGAGAUUAGACUAUAGUUUACAAUUUCAGUAUGGCAAGUUAUUGGCAUGACAAAAAUCAGUUUGUCAAAACAGUGUACGAAUGUACAACAAUAACAUAGAAAAGGAUUACAAUAGGUAUAUGUAUCAAAAUAUGUUGGAGUUUAACUUUAAAAUUAGGGUUGAAAUAUAUAGAAAUUCUAGACUGAAAAUAAAAUACAAACAUUAUAUCACAAUAUAAUUGUAUGCAGUCCUGUUCAUUGUGGUGCUGGUGUUUGAGGUUCUUUUUGAUCACAACAGCUCACAUGUUGCACUUCCCCGAGCAGAUAUGUUGGUUUCUGUUCAUUGUUCACUCUAGUCAAUUGUUUUUGUUUGCUGGUGAAAACUGGAAAGAACUUGUCUCAAGUGUGUAAAGGACAGGUGGUUAGAAAGUUCAGCUCUGUUUCCACCUCCUGGUGGCUGCAGUAGGUGCACAGUCUAGUCUCUUUACUUUACUGCAGGCCUAAUGCUAGCCAAAGUUACUUAUAGAAGUCUGGCCUUAAAGCCCCUUAAAGCCAAAACACAGGUUUAGUCAUUAUUAAUGCAGUUGUAAUGCCAGAGUAAGAUCAGUAAGCAUGUUUAUUUCCUGUCUCCUGAUGACAAGGCAUGAUCAAUCAGUCAGACUUUAUUCAUAAAGCUCCUUUCAAACAAAUUCAAUUGCAGUGAUUGCAACUGAUUAAUAAAAUGGUAGAAUUAUUUAGAGACUAAAAAAGCCAUUACUACAGUUAAGUGUUUUUGACCCUAAAUCACAGCAGGCUGCCCUCACCCUUAGAUGACACUAACCCUUAGGUUUAGGCUCAAGCAAUAUAUGUCAUAAGACAAAUCCCAUUUUCCAGUCUAUAAACUCUAGGGUAAAGAAUUUUAGGUUUUCAAAGGGAGAUAAAACACUGUAGAAUGAUCUGGAAAACAUAACUGUCAGUAAUGGGUUUUUGGAUAGAUUUUUAUUUUUAAUAAAUACAAUAAUGCAGAUUAAAGUUUUGAGUUUCUUUUAGACCAAAAUAAUAAUUUAAAACACAAAAAUAUGAAAUGUGAUACCAUUCAGGAUGUCUUUAUCUUUAAACAUUUCCAUUUAGGAGCUGAACUUAGACACUCUGAUACACUUUAUUAAAAACUUUAUGAGAUGAGUUCCUUAAACUAGCUGCUGAAUGAGACACUAGCCUCUUCUCAAUCCUUCUAAAGAGGAGAGUUAGACACCUCUGCUUCUCUCAGAUGGUAUUUCUGAUAUUUUACAACUGUAAAGUAAAAUUGUAUUCUUCCAUUCUUUUAGUAGAUCAACAAAUUUUUCCACCCUGGUCUUUGUGGCGUCUCUGCAGGGCAGUAUUCAGAGAAUCACCCCUAUUUUACACUCAGCCUCUUGGCUCUUGAAACAGAUAUUCAAGCCAACAUUGAUCAGAUUUGAGAGUAAAAGUUCUGCGGUCGUAAGGUUGAAGAUUUCUAAACAAAAAGUUUUCUUUGUUCUCAGUGUCGUUUGGCUCAUUUCACUUUACACGUUAAUAUCGAUGCUGUAUAAAAGGGGAGCUGCACCACCAUGAUUCACUUUAAACCUGGAUCACGUCGCAAUGUGUAGCUACUCAUUUCACUGAUUUAUUUCCAUUUUGAAGAUAAAUAGUUAAAUACAGAACUAAACCUAUAGCUGAUGAGUUGAAUGAUCCUGGUUGUUGGAAAGAGCUGUUUAUACUUUAUUUUCAUCUUAUCUUUAUCUAGAUCAGAUUUCAUCUUUAUCUCUAGAAAGUCAAGCAGCAGAAAAAAACAAUCUUUGACUUUAAUCCAGGAAUUAAAAGCAGCAGAACUUUUACCUGAACUUCAAGCUUCACUUUAAAACAACCCUUCUGAUCUUUGCUACGUAUAGUGCCGUGUACAAAGUUUGUAUCCGGUCCGUCUGUGGGCCGGGCUUUCACUCUCAGAGCUGCUUGAAUUUUACUCUGAAACACUUUUACAAAGAAAAUUAUUCUCUUGAACGUAUUUGAAAGUCGUGCCUUGUUGAAAUUUAAGUUUUAAGGUUCAAGAUUUAGCUUUUCUACAUAAGUGGCUCUCACAGAAAGACACUAAUGAAUCAAGACAAAACUUAGACUAGAACAAAGGAAAUUAUAUGACAAGUGUUUUAGAGUAGCACUGAAGGAAGAUAUGAAAAGGAAAUCUAAGAUUUGUAAUAUAUGUAAAAUACACACUUAGUGCAUUAUUGGUGUGAUAGUUUUUGUGCAAUAACUGUAACAAGUAUCGCUAAUAAUGUUACAAAUAGUUGAGCGUAAAUGUAACAGAUGCAGAGUGAUAGAUGAAAUUGUAAGGCUAAUAAUCAAAACUUACACUGUACACCUGUUUAGUGAGCUGUUAACGCUGCUGAGUUUCAGACACUUUCUAGCAUCUGCUUACAGCAACACAAUGCAGUCGUCAGUGAGGACACAACAUGAUGCAGAAGCAGCAAGUCAUCUGGGACACGACUGCAGUCAUGUUUAAAUAUUUAAAGCUGCUAACAGAUGCUAACAGGCUAAUCAGUUUCAUUACUGGAUGUUUGCAGGCCCCCAGAAUAAGGCCUACAUGAGUGAAGCAGCUCACAUGGAGCAUAUUCCUGAACAAAUUUUUCCUUUUAAUUUAGACCUUUUUAGCAAAACAAAUGUCUACAGAGAGGUUAAACAAUAUACAGAUGUAUUAUAUUGUUUUUGUAAAUGAGUUCAGCAGAUAAACUAAAUAAAUCAUCAGUUAUUUUUAAAGUGACUCCAUGUUCGUGCAGUUCACCCUGAUGCUUUUAUUAUGAUGUCAUUAUAUGAUGUCACGACUUUUUCUUGAUUUUUAUUUUACUUAAAGCACUGAUGUAAUUUUUUUGUAAGUUUUUUUCCCCUGCUGUUGUUCAGAGGAUGAUGAUAAUGCUGUCGUCUCACUGUUUGUAUUUAAUCUAUAAUCACGUGUAAACUGAUUUCAAGUCAGCUAUUGUUAAAGAGCUAUGGUCACAUUAAACUGCUGUCAGGUAGAAUGAUGUGCUUCUUUACACACAUGAUAUUUUUGGAAUCAAAGUUUUCAUGUUUCAGUCAUUACACUAAACUGUAGAACAGAAAGUUUGGCUCCCUUCUCCCUACUUGUCUAGGACUAUGAAGGGUCGACCUUUGACCUCUUCAGGUGUCCAUGUGUAGGAUUUUUUAUUUCAUUUUGUUUCAGACUGGUCAUCCAAAAUAAUAUUUUGUAAAAUCUAAAAAGAGGGAGAAAAGUAUUCGAUCAUUUUAAACAGCUUUUAAUGUCUGUCUUACUGGUCCAAUAGAUACAUCGUGGACAAGACAUAAGACUUUGCUGUGAAUUUCCUGCAAACAAUGUCAUGUGGCUAUAAAUAAUGACUUAUAUAACUGUUAGGUGUGACUGAUUUUGCAGAAAUGUAAAACUUGUG